AUGAUGAGCUCCCCGCGAGAUCCCACGGCGCGCCUUCGCGCCGGGUUAAAUCCGCUUCACACAGCAUCGUUGGGCGGAUUUCAUGGCCACAACCCAAACCAUACGCCGGUGUCGGCCUUGUCAGUGAGUUCCCACGGCGCCUUCUCGUCCGGUCAAACUCCCCUGAGCGCCAUCCAGCCAUACAAUCCGCAACAAUGGAUCUCCUCGCCGGUCGCCGGUCCGGUCCCAGACCGAAUGCAGCACGUCCAAGCUGCCCAGCCCUACCAAGAGCCUCAAACGUCGCCCAUACCUCCCCCGCCCUACUCUCCCCCGCGCAGCGGGCGACCCAUGAGCAUGGUAUUCGACCAAACCCAGGUAGCCAACGUGUCCGUUGCCAGAGCCCCUCCGCCCCCGAUCCAGCGUGUCGCUACGGAGCCGCCGGUUGCAAACACGUCGUUCCCUCCCCCUCCCGGAACGAGAGGCGCCUCGCGCGAGAGACGAUUUGGGCUUUCAUCGCUGGGGAGAAGGCGAGAGGUGGAACAAGCAAGUCCGCCCAUGGAGCCACCACCACAGACCAGGUCGUUUAGUAUGCUGUCGCGUGGUGUUGUUAGCCACCCCGGGCCGUUAACGCUUCAGAUACCGCAAAGAACCGAUUCAGAUUCCCCUCAGAACAUGGCCCCCGGGGCACGACGAGCGGCUUCUACCCCGGCCGUUUCCACGCCGACAUCAGCUCGAUCGCGGUCCUCGUCGCAAGUGAGGUGGGAUCCCGCCAUGCCUGUUCCACCACCCCCGCCCGGCCCGCCGCCAUCGACGGCGAGGUCCCAGAGUGCCCAGCGAAUGCCAACCGGAAACGAACCGAUCGUAUCACCGCCGACCCGACGACCACCCCCGGGCGGGAUUGCUGCCCUGGGCCCGGUGCCGCUAACACCCGCAAAUUGGAGAGAUGGCGAUAGCAUGCCGGGACCUGGCUCGCUAGACCACGAGCCGCCAAAUAGGAUGGCUGUACAUGCUGCCGAAACCCCAAGUCCCGAGAGCCCCAUGGCGAGCCCAGAGCCCGAGUCGAGCGCUUCGGCAAGCCCGGCUGCGGGCUUGACGAGGAGCCCAGCCGUGAGGGGCGACAAGGCUCAGACGUUGCUUGAACGGAGGAGCGAGAGUAGGACAAGGGGGACCACCCGCGGCUCGAUCGAUGCUUCGGCGAAACCACAACCCCUCUCCGAUAUUGUGAUUCCAGGGCCGUCUGGGGGACUACAGCGGCGACUAACCAUCAGCCGCGGGACGCCGCGGACAGGCAGAGCGGGCGAUACCCCCAGAACAGCCGACUCGAUGGAGAGCGGGCAAGAAUCGCGAACGCCACGAGCAGAUGGGUCGGCACAGAUGCUGUCAGGACAGGUAACACCCACGAUGUUGUCGCCGAGCGCCGGGAAGCAACCAGAGCGCCAUGCGCUUGCGCCGAAAGCGCUGCCCACCCCACCCACCGGUAGCCGGUCGUCUUCGUCGCAUCGGGGGAUGAGCACGGGGCCCUUGAGCGCUCCACAAUCUCCUUCACUCUUAACCAAACAUGUAGCUGUUACUCAGAGCACCGAGCAGUUUGCGCGGGGCACCAUCGAGCGCUUUGCAGCUUUCGCUCGGAAUGAGGCGGCAGCACCAAAUGAUGCCGAACGGGUUCGGUUGUUCGCCGAGUUCUUCGUGAGCGAGUCGAGGAUACGACGGGAGCGGUAUGGGGCGGCUAUCGGGGCUAUGGGCUCAGAGAUUUUGGACUUGACGCGUGAUUUGUUCCGGCCGAUGCCUGCCAGACGAGAGUCCACCAACUCGGUCACCAGCGGGACCGUGGAACUAACACCACAGUCAUCCGAGCCUAGGUCGCACAGGGGUUCUAUCGGGUCGGCUUUGGGCGGCAACACGCCGACGUCUAGCCAACCAGCACCACCGUCGCCUAGCCCGUCUGCCAACCAAAACUGGCAAUCAUCCAACUUUAUGCCAUCCUUGUCGCCGAUCCUAAGUAUGAGCAUCAGCGACGUACUGGACGAGGAGGAUUCUCGUGGCCGUCCCGCAAGCCGCUGGUGGGAAGCGGACUCGACUGGGGCCCCAGGAGGCAAGAUGGAGAGGUCGAAACGGGAAUCCAAGUAUAUGGGCGUUCCGAAGGAGGCCCGGGAGGCGCUACAGUGGAUUGACGAGCCGCAACCAUCGCCCGGCGCAAGCUCGAGCAAGCGCGCCUCCUAUCCGCCGGAGAAGUCCGGAUGGCACGACCAGGAUCCGAUGACCACCCCCCAGGCCUUCUCCCACAGUUCGCUCGCCUCAUCAUCGACACCAGCAACACCCAACCCCGAACAUCUGGACGUCUCCCGCCUCGUGACACUGCCGCCCCCGUACCCACGCCACCAUCCCGCCGUGAACAACAACCACCCCGAGCUCGCCUCGACCCGCAGCGAGGUUCGCGUGAUCAGCGACAUGACGGAAGUCGAUGGGAUCAAGGAAGUGUUCAAGUUGACCAGCUCUAAGCUACGAGCCGAAGCCAGCGAGACGGAGAAGAAACGUCGUCAUGCUCUCCGUCAACACCUCCAAGAACAAAUCUCCUCCGGCGCCAUGGGCUACGCCGAAGCCGCCGCCGCCGAAGCCGACGCCAAGACAGACGAGCAAAGCCACCUCAAAGACCUGGAAAAGAAAGACUUCGACGCCUUCCAAACAGCCGUGGUCAUGCCGGUGAACGAGAUCCUACAAACGCGCAUUAACAGCGCCACCAACCUCUUCCAAUCCCUCCGUGGCCGGCUCUUCGACGAAACCCACGAGUCCAACCCCAACCUCCCCCAAGAAGAAGGCGACGAGCAACCCGAACUCCUCGAAAAGCUCACCCUCCUCAAAUGGAUCUUCGAAGCGCGUGAGGCGCUCCACCGCAGCCUGUACGACCUGCUCUCGGAGCGCAACGACCGCUACCGCGACAUGGUGCUGGUCCCCUACCGGCUCGCCGGCCAGGCCGACAAGGUCGCCUCGGCCGAGGCCUUCUUCGUCGAGGACGGCGCCAAGCGCGCGCAGGCGUACGCCGCCGAGGUGCUGCAGCGCACGCAGGAGUUCCGCGACGUCGUCGAGGACACCGUCGCACGCGGCGUCGAGGUCCAGCUCAACGCCUUCUGGGACAUCGCCCCCGACCUCAAGCGCCUGCUCGACAAGAUCCCCGGCGGCGACCUCGAUGGGUUUCAUAUCCAGAUUCCUGCCGCCGAGUUCGGCGAGAACCCGGCGUACCUGGACCAUCCGCUGCAGUACCUGUUUAGUUUGUUGCUGCAUGCUGAGAAGAGCACGUACCAGUUUAUUGAGAGCCAGACGAAUUUGUUGUGUUUGUUGCAUGAGGUCCGGGAGGCCCUGUGUAUCGGCGAGGGUCAAGGCGAUGGAGUUGGAGCGGAGGGAUGCUGGUCGAGUGGAAGAGCUGAAGGCCCAGGAGACGAAGCGGCUGACGGAUGA
Chaetomium globosum CBS 148.51 is the source of this 3432-nucleotide messenger RNA. RefSeq lists its product as uncharacterized. The record is from RefSeq and is a predicted model, not a curated record. NCBI's taxonomy places the organism in Eukaryota, Fungi, Ascomycota, Sordariomycetes, Sordariales, Chaetomiaceae. The transcript has 2 exons. Bases 1 to 3432 code for a protein of 1143 amino acids.